Molecule: messenger RNA, 2077 nt
Organism: Diatraea saccharalis (sugarcane borer)
Lineage: Eukaryota; Metazoa; Arthropoda; Insecta; Lepidoptera; Crambidae
Source: the annotation of a GenBank genome assembly
ACCUGAGUGCUGUUGACUGUACCUAUUUUAUUUUUAUACAAAUAUGAAAUCGCUUAAGGGAGCGUCUGAAACAUUUUUUGCAUUCUUAUAAAAGAUCAUAGAAAUUAAAGAGUGAUACCUUUUUUAUUUUUUCAGAUACAAAAUGAGGAUUCGCCGAUUCUGGAAGAUCAUUGAAAACGAGUUAAAGCCACAUGAACUGGAAAAUUGUAACGUUGUUAUUGACGGGCAAAACUUUUUAUAUAAUUUGUACGAAAAGGCGAGAUUCCCCUAUGAAUUCGGAUGUGAAAGCGAUAAAUACGCAGAUUAUUUACGAAAAACCCUGGGUAUUUUCAAAAAAGCAAACAUAAAGUGUUAUUUUCUAUUUAAAGGGGGUCGUGGUAACAAUGAACGCAGAAAAGAUAAAGUUGAUAAUCCUCAAACCACCCAAAAUACCACCACCAAAGUAUUUACAUUACCAAUAUUCGCGAAGGAGAUAUACAAACAAGUGCUUGACGAAAUGGAUUUCGAUUAUGUUGUUUGUGAAUUUGAAUGUAAAAAACAAUGUAUCGCUCUGGCCCAAAAACUUCAAUGCCCAUUGAUUAGUUUUGACAUAGAAUUUUGUUUUUCGGGAGUACCUUACAUACCCAUUAACCAUAACGAUAAACUUUUGCGCUACGAUGACAAUACGAAUUCAGUUCGCUGUGAAAUAUUUAAUUAUGUUGAUUUUAUAAAAAAAUAUCAUUUAAACAAAGUAAAACUCGCGACUUUCAUCGUUUUAACAGAUGAGUCAAUCUUUCCAGAAGAUCACUAUAAGAAAAUAUUUGAUGCAAUAAAUAUCAAAGGUAAUCCACACAAACGUACGGAAUAUUUAUUGCAUUGGCUAAAAAAGAGAACAAAUGAAGACAUCAAAGAGAUUCUGCAUAAAUACUUGCAUUCAGAUGAAAUUGAUAAAUUUGAGGGUGAGAAAAAUAAUAUUAUUGAAUUUAUCUGCAAAAAAGAACUACCUGCCGUACCUGUUGACUAUUUAAUGAACGGUAAACAUAUUGAAUUCGUUGAGAACGAUCCAUUGUGGUUCGAAAAAGGUGUAGCAUCUGGCUACAUUGCUUUACAGUAUGUCAACAUUUAUCACUGGAAUAUUAUGGAUGGAUCUUGGUGUCUUGAAGACCCAGAGGCAGAAGACGCUAUGUUCCUUGCUCUGAAUAUUAUCAAAUAUGCAUUCAACCUUCUGACAAACUUCAGUAAAAAAGAAUUCCAGUUUCGUAAUAACAAACAGAAAAUAAUAAUCAUUAAUACUGCCGAUGAGAACUCAAUCCCGAAACCAUCGUAUAAAGCUAUUCAGAGUCCGUUCGAAAACGGAUGGGGCCAAAUAAAAGCUUUGGGAUUAUUUGAACAUUUCCUUGAAAAUUCAAUGCCAACUGCUGACUUUAGUGUUCUGAAUGCUGUGCCUGAGGACGCCAGACUUUUAAUUAUAGCUUUAGUCUAUUUUUCACAACAGAAAUCUGUUGAUACGACCGUUGAUGUAUGCGGUGUGCUUUUAUCAUAUGUGAUUUUGAGUAUUGUCGCCGAAAAAUCUACCAGCAGCAAUAACAUCAACCACGAAUUAGUUCCAAGGCCGUAUAUGGACCAUUUUACUGAUGAGAACCUCGUCACAGAAAUGGACAGUGAUAUAGCGAAAGACGCAAUGAAUAAAUAUUUCUAUACAGAUUCAACUCCGGAAAAACUGGCAACAAUAUUCGAUGAAAAGAUGAUUCACCCGUUAAUUGAAUUUCAACAUUGCCUUCAAUGUUUAAAUUUCUUGAACAAGCUAUGUGGGUCUCCAUACAAGGAUACAAUUUAUAGUCGCACAUACAACGGUACGUUUGUUUACCAAGUUGCACAUACAAUUCAUCACAAAUAUUCUAGCAAAGCUAAGGACUUCGUGGAGAAAGAGUUGUCUCCUGCCGCAACAGUUUUGGCAUUUUUCAACGGUCUCAAAGAUGUUUAUGAUACUAUUAUGUACUGAUGUACAUAAUAGUAGCAAAGCUAAGGUCUUCGUGGAAAAAGCGUUGUCUCAUGCUGCAACAGUUUAGUUUUUCAACGGUCUCAAAGAUUGUAUGAU